Drosophila bipectinata is the source of this 1939-nucleotide messenger RNA. It is a transcript of the gene Vps26, whose product is annotated as vacuolar protein sorting 26. Lineage: Eukaryota; Metazoa; Arthropoda; Insecta; Diptera; Drosophilidae. Gene Ontology annotation, biological process: intracellular protein transport; retrograde transport, endosome to Golgi. Gene Ontology annotation, cellular component: retromer complex; endosome. The record is from RefSeq and is a predicted model, not a curated record.
UCAACUAGGUGGCAUCUGUGCUGUGAGAAAAAUUGCAAUUUUUUUCCGAUUUCACACACACACGCCAGCACAUAACGCCGCAAAUACGCCCAUCAAAUUUUCAGUUAACAAAGGCAACAAGGCGUUAAUUUUGGCCAAAUAAACCGCUGAGCCUUCCGGGUGAGAGGAGACGACAUUCCAGCCUAGCGGAGCAGCAUCAAAGCAGCGGGAGUAAGAAGAAGCACCAGCAGCAACGGACAGCGCAGGCAGAAGAAGAAGACGAAGCAGGGGAGGAAGCCGAUUCCGAGUUUAUCAAUUAUGAAUUUCCUGGGCUUUGGCCAGUCAGCGGACAUUGAGAUCGUGUUCGAUGGCGCCGAGCACAAGACAGCCGAGGUCAAAGGGGAGGAUGGGAAGGUGGAGAAGAUGCUGCUCUUCUAUGACGGUGAAACGGUUUCAGGAAAGGUGAAUGUCACGCUGAAGAAACCGGGCAGCAAGCUGGAGCACCAGGGCAUCAAGAUCGAGUUCAUUGGACAAAUAGAGCUAUUCUACGAUAGAGGCAACCACCACGAGUUCAAGUGCUUGGCCAAGGCCUUGGCCCGACCCGGAGAUCUCAUCCAGAACAACAGCUAUCCGUUCGAUUUCCCCAAUGUGGAGAAACAGUUCGAGGUCUAUGCUGGCAGCAACGUUAGGCUGCGGUACUUCCUGCGUGCCACGAUUGUGCGACGGAUCAGCGACAUCACCCGGGAGGUGGACAUCGCCGUGCACACCCUGUGUAGUUAUCCGGAGAUGAACAAUCCUAUUAAAAUGGAAGUGGGCAUUGAGGACUGCCUGCACAUCGAAUUCGAGUACAACAAGAGCAAGUAUCACUUAAGGGACACGAUCAUCGGUAAGAUCUACUUCCUGCUGGUACGCAUCAAGAUCAAGCACAUGGAGAUAGCAAUCAUCAAGCGGGAAAGCACCGGCACAGGUCCGACGAUGUUCAACGAGAGUGAAACGAUUGCCAAGUACGAGAUUAUGGAUGGAGCCCCCGUUAAGGGUGAGAGCAUACCCAUUCGGGUGUUCCUUGCCGGUUAUAAUCUCACGCCCACCAUGAGGGACAUUAACAAGAAGUUCUCGGUCAAGUAUUUCCUCAAUUUGGUCCUGAUGGACACCGAGGACAGGCGCUACUUCAAGCAGCAGGAGAUAACGCUGUGGCGGAAGGCGGACAUACCGCGCUAUCACGUCGCCCAGCAGCAACAGAACCAACAGCAGCAUCAGCAGCACCAGCACGUCCCGCUGCACGCUCCGCCCCAUUUGGUGAGUGGUCCGGCAGCGCCCACGGUUGCUCACUCUCUGAUUAGCACCAGUACGGAUAGCGGAGAGGCGAGUGGAACUGUUCCGGCAGCAGGAACUGCCGGAUCCGAAUCCAAAAUGGGCCUGUUCACCCGGGAGAGUCCGAAUCAGGAGUUCAGCCAACAGCAGCUGGACUCACCGCCGCUGACGCCCAGCGAAGAGCCGACGUCUGCGGUGGGAACAGCACCAGAAUCAUCAUCGGCGACAUCCGGCCCAGAGCCGCCAGCACCCGAGCGUGGAAUGGGCGAUGGUGCCGCAGCGGCCACCACAAGUGCCUCGCCAGUUGCCAUGCUAUCCAGUUCGCCGCCGCCUUUGCUGCCGGCAUCGCCGCUCACCCGAUCCCAGGGCGGUGAUUCCAAUGAGCCGCAGGACGAUGAAUCGGGUGAGAUCGAGACGAAAAAGAUCAGCCCAACGCCGCAGGCCGCCGAUUGAGUGACGGAUGGCUGGGAUGUAUUGCCGCAAUAGCAGGGCGGAAAGGCGGAACUAUUACGCAUAUAUUCGUAUACAGCAGGAGCAGCAGCAGCAACAACAAAAUAUGCAUAUAUCUAUUUUUUUAAAGUUAAUUUAAAAUUGUUACAAAAUCUUUUAUUGAGGUUAUGCGCGAUCAUUUACCAAAAGCAAAAGCAAA